Chaetomium strumarium is the source of this 1083-nucleotide messenger RNA. RefSeq lists its product as uncharacterized. NCBI's taxonomy places the organism in Eukaryota, Fungi, Ascomycota, Sordariomycetes, Sordariales, Chaetomiaceae. The transcript has 4 exons. Bases 190 to 1083 code for a protein of 297 amino acids. The record is from RefSeq and is a predicted model, not a curated record.
GCAACGGACUCCACCGUUCCAACGGCAGACGCUGUUUUGUUGUUCGCAGAACUUAAGGUGGCUGGCUGGCUGCUUUCGUUGUGACACUUCUAUAAGUUCGUCCAUUUCCAGCCCAGAACCACAGCAAUCACUCGCUAUUGAAACGAUUCCUCUCUCGACUGACUCGAUUGUGACAGACGAAUCACGAUCAUGGAGACCAAGAGACCAAAAUAUCGCAUCCUCAGCUUCACAACCUCCAACAAGGACGACGAACGGCAAUGGUCCACGCUUGAGAUCCAGCUAUACGGCACUCGCUUUCGAAUACGAGUCUCGCCGACCAACUUCCGCAACUCACCUGUUCGGUCCGCGGAAUUCCAGAACGCCUCUCGCGCGCCUCCGCCGCUUGUUGAGUACAAACAGCUUACUUUGAGCGACUUUCUCGACACGGCUUUUUUCGAAUGCGAACUCACCGCCACCGACGAUAUUCUGGCUCCUGUGGAAAUCACGCCUGUCGAAUCGGACGAGGACUGCUGGCCCUCCUCCUCCUCCUCCUCCUCCUCUCCCCCCAAUUCCGAACCCAGGAACGUUUGGACGACGUCCUUCCCCUCCUUCAGCCCUCCCGAGGUGACAGUGAUCUACGACGACCUCGAGCAUCCCUUCGACUCGAACCCGGCGCCCAGUCCGGAUCCGGAUGACGCGGUCGCAAGGAAGGAGGUCGAGACGUACGAAAGGAUUGCUACCGCUACGAACCUUGGAGCCCCCGGUGUACGUACGUCCCGCCUCUUCGGCGUCGAAGAUACGCCUCUUACGUUCGCGGUGACACCGGAGACCCUGACUGCCGUGAUGGAGCGGUGGGCGCAGCAGAUUCGGGGUACGCUGGCUGCCUUGCACCGGGCUGGCAUUACUUGGGGAGAUGCCAAGCCGGACAAUGUGCUUAUCGAUGUUCAUGGGAAUGCGUGGAUUGUGGAUUUUGGAGGGGGCCGGACGGAAGGGUGGGUUGAUUCUGCGAAGGCGGAAACGGUGGAGGGUGAUUUGCAAGCCCUUGAACGAAUUCUGGACUUUAUCGAGAGGGGCGGCGAGGGACGGGGAUUAUCAGAUGGAUGA